AUGCAAAAGUCAACGUGUGCUGGCGCAACGAUUUUCUUGGGCAAAAGCCAACACAGCACAACCGUGUGGCAAUUCUGCUCACAGUCUUCUGUUUCUGGCUGCAGGACAUGCGUUGCAAUAGCAGGAGCGGAUUACUGCCUUGCUGCAGCCACCACAAGGCUGUCUACCGGCCUCAACAUCUUGUCAAGAGAUGCUAACUUUGUGGAGAAAAUAUCCAACCACUGUGUCAUCCUGUCGGCAGGGUGCCAAGCAGAUGCCAAAGCCCUUCAGAAGCACAUGCGGGCCCGGCACGUGAUGUACCAACACCAGCACAACAAGCCCAUGACGUGCCAAGCCGUGGCUCAGCUGCUGUCUAACACAAUGUACUACAAGAGGUUCUUCCCUUACUACACGGAAACACUGUGUGCAGGCUUGGACAAAGACGGCUCGGGCUUGGUGUAUUCGUACGACGCCAUGGGCUCUGCGGGGGUCUCUGGGUAUGCUUGCCGAGGUACGGGUGAGAGCUUGAUACAGCCAGUGCUCGACAACCAACUGAUGGCUGCUAGUCCGCUGGUUCUCCCAGUGCAGCCUUCUGUCUCACAUCUCCCGCUGGAACGUGCAUUGGACAUUCUGAAGGACGCAUUCACAUCUGCAGGGGAGAGGGACAUCUUAACGGGCGAUGCCGUUGAAAUCCUGAUCUUGACCAAAGAGGGCACAAGGACAGAAAGGAUGGAGCUGAAGAAGGACUAG
Molecule: messenger RNA, 729 nt
Organism: Ostreobium quekettii
Lineage: Eukaryota; Viridiplantae; Chlorophyta; Ulvophyceae; Bryopsidales; Ostreobiaceae
Source: the annotation of a GenBank genome assembly